GUGCUUGAACCGCUGGAGCAAUCAAACGGCAGGGACCGCACCACGUAGCGACGAACUCAACAAGGACAGGACAGGUAGAGUUCAAAACGACGUCGGAGAAUUGAUUCUCGUCAAUCUCUAAUUCUCUAUUAGAAGCGGCGGCGGAUUUCUCCGGUUUCGCAAGCGAAUCUUGCUGCGGUUGCAGAAUAAAGAAAAAGAGUAUAAGAGGAGGCGGCAUUGUAGGCGGUGUUGGCAAAGGCGGUGAUUGCAGGGCGGGAGAGGUUUGGAAGUUGGGGCGAAAGCGAUAGCCAUGUUGGAGGGAGUGAGAGAGAGAGAGAGAGGAGAGGAGACGGUUUUUGUGGAUUGAUGAUGUAGGCUUCUCGAAUCUGGAGUCCUUUUGAGUGGCGCUCAUUUUCUGAUCCCUAAAACAUUUGGAGUGUCACCGACGGAGCAACCAGCACACACGGCGGCAUGUCGAGAAACACAGCCCUCAAAAGAUUCUCCAAACCCCGACACCACCCUGCACCACUGCAACACCCUGACCUUUCACCCUCCAUCUCCGCCCUAACCUCCCCCACCACCUCCGCCACCGCCCAAACCCAAUUAACCCGCCUCACCGCCUUCCUCCAAUCCUCCCUCAGAAAACCCGCCGUCGCCAUCACACCACAAGACCUCCUCCACUUCUUAAAAUCUCGCCUCCGCCACCACCCCACGCUCAGCCACCUCGACUUCCACCUCUUUCGCUACGCCGCCACGCUCGAUUCGUUCCGCCAUGAUCACUUCACGCUGGAGUACAUGGUGCGCACUCUCGUAUCCACCUACCGUCUCGAUUCUCUCUCCUCGCUCCUGGAGUUCAUAUCCUCCAACCCCUGCCCGUGCUCCGACGGUAUAUUCUCUUGCCCUAGAAUUGAGCCUAUGUUCAGCGUUUCAAUUAGUUCAUUUUGUAGGGCAGGUAGAUUUGAUGAUGCACUCCACGCGUUUGAUAUAAUGAAACGGUUAAUCGACGGGAAACCGAAUGUUGCAUUGUAUAAUAUUGUGAUCCAUGGUUUUGUUAAGCUCGGGAAAUUGGAUAGAGCUGUGGACUUCUAUGGAACAAUGCUUAGGAAUAGGGUAAAUCCAGAUGCAGUCACUUUUAAUAUCUUGAUUAGUGGGUAUUGUAGGAAUAAUAAGUUUGGUUUAGCAUUGGAGGUGUUUAGGGAGAUGAAGGAAAAAGGUUGUCUUCCAAAUGUGGUCAGUUUUAACACACUGAUCAAGGGUUUCUUCCGGGACGGGAAGGUGGAGCAGGCGGUUGGAAUGGCUCGUGAGAUGACCGAGCUGGGGUGUGAGUUCUCGUGUGUAACGUGUGAGAUCCUGGUUGAUGGACUGGGUAGAAGAGGGAAGGUGAUCGAAGCAGUUGAUUUGAUGAUUACCUUUUUGAGGAAAGGAGUUUUGCCAAAGGGGUUUGAUUAUUUUGUGUUGGUUGAGAUGCUUUGUGCCAAUGGGAACAUGGAGCGGGCGUUUGAAUUGGUGAAUGAGUUGUGGGACAAUGGUUAUGCACCGAGCUUGAUAGCUUGCACGACGUUGGUUGAAGGUUUACGUGGAGCUGGUAGGACUGAGAAGUCGGUUGAUCUAAUGAGAAAAAUGCUGAAUGAGGGCAUGUUACCAGAUAGUGUGACGUUUAGUUGUCUUCUGGAAGAUAUGUGCAACAUGGGAGGCGCGUUGGAAGCAAAUAAGCUGAGGCUGCUGGCUUCCAAGAAGGGUUUGCAUCCAGAUGGUAUGGUGUACAGGAUUUUGAUAUCAGGUUACGCGAGAGAAGGGAGAAGAAAGGAGGGGGAAGCUCUGGUGAAUGAGAUGUUUGAUAGAAGAUUCAUACCUGAUAUUGCGACUUACAAUGUGUUGAUGAAUGGCCUUUCCAAAUCUAAAGGUUCUUUCGGUUGAUGCCAAGAAAUCUCAACUAUUGGUUUCUAUAUUCAAGUUUUUAGAAACCAAAUCUAUUGGAAGCCAUAGUCUAUAAGCCAUGAACGAAAUUGCUCGUCGCUUUAGAAGCAUACAUUUCCCUCAUGUUAAAAGAUCAUGGUUCCAAAACUACCUCACUGCUGCAGUUUUAGGCUAUGGCGGAGGUUGAAUGAUGCAGUUUCUGGCGAUUAUAUCUUUACUCUGAUGGAUUGAGUUGGAAUUUCUGAUUAUCAAUGGAGAUGGACUGGUAAUCGAAGAUUAAAAGUUAUGCAAAACUGAAUUUUGGGAUGGGUGUGAAUCGCCAAAGGACUCGUUUUUAAGUCUAUGUAUUUGUUUGGUCUCUUAUAAAAUUUCUUGUACGCAUUGUAACUAGUUUAUUUUGAAUUUCAAAGAAAAGCUCGAAUUUUUAAGUGUACAAA
This is a messenger RNA of Salvia miltiorrhiza (redroot sage), 2333 nucleotides long. Its product is annotated as pentatricopeptide repeat-containing protein At2g36240-like. Lineage: Eukaryota; Viridiplantae; Streptophyta; Magnoliopsida; Lamiales; Lamiaceae. Gene Ontology annotation, molecular function: protein binding. The transcript has 2 exons. The coding region runs from base 451 to 1896 and encodes 481 amino acids. The record is from RefSeq and is a predicted model, not a curated record.